AUGACCAAACCGCGCGAUAGGCUCCAAUCUGGACGGUCGAAAAGGCGGUCCUUGGGCUCCUCGGGCCUGGGUUCCGUGCCUACUCGUGUUAACCCACUAAGGGAGAGCAUAUCCUCGUCAUCGACAACUAGAACCGUUCCUUGCGCAGAAACUCAGUUCUUCGGCUCGACAGCCUUCCCGGCAAUUAUCAGUGAUGACCAGAAUGUUGUUGAUCGCUAUCUGGGGCAGCUUCCUGCUCAGGAGCUUUCUUCUAGUGCAGACCAUCUACACCAUCAGGAUAAGUAUUCAGAGAAACAGAUAUCGGAGGGCACUAAAGUGUUGAAUUUGCUGUUUGAGUUUCCAGGAUUUGCAGACAGUAUUUGCAAAUACCUCGAGCUUUCCUAUACGUGCAUGGUACCGCAUCCUUUUAUCAAAGCUUGUAUCGAAUCUAUACAGGAAACGAUGCAAAGGUCAAGGGGUAAUCGUCUGAGGCAACUUGUCGUGACUCUGUUCGCAAACACUGCCAAGCCUUUGGAUGCCUUUACCACUGUGCCGGCGAAGGCCUACCAUACCUUGUUCACUGGGCCCAAUAUCAGAUGGGAAAUUAUUGGCUUUGUCCUUGCCAUUCUUGGUGUAUCACUUAAAUACGAUGUCAAUAAACGAACCAAACCUUCGGCAACCUCACAAUCUGACCAGAAGCUGGAUUUCAUUCAUCGUCUCGCUGAAGGCGUCGAUUAUUGUACGGCGGUUUGCAACAAUUGCAAUUGUGUUAGCCCCCAGGCCCUAUGGUUACUUUAUGGGAAUGCCUGCUUGAAGAACCUGGUCUACGGUGACAUGAUCCAGGCUGAUUGUAUAGGCUUCCAAUUAUGGCGCUGCAUGGGCGAUGUUUCAAGCAUGUUCUUCGCCCUUGGGCUUCACCAGGAGGAUUCUAGACUUGAAGCAACAUAUCCUUUCUAUCAAGUUGAAUUGAGAAGGAGAUACGCAGCUCAGAUAUAUUCAAUGGACAAAACAAUCAGUACUUUCCUUGGCCGCCCACCCAGAAUUUCGGGAUCUUACUGCGCCAAUACCAUGCCCGCUGAUAUUGACGAUGAGGUACUUCUGCUAGACGGAGAGGAACUAGAUGAGGUAUUGUGCAAUGUCGAUGCGAACGGCUGGAAUAUGGAUCGUCAGUUCCGUGGUGCGACCUGGAGGCGGAUGAAGCUGAUUAUCAGCCAGUUUCGGGAGGAAAUACUUGGUCUAUGUCUAGGGACGCGUUUCUCGAGUGGCAGUGAGGCUCUGGCAAAGGAUAUACUGGCCCGACAGGAAGUUGUGUGGGACCAGAUUCCACCAGAACUCAAAUUUGACGAAGUCACAGGGUCUCAGCACAUACCUCCUCCUCAGCGGUAUGUUGUGAUGACUACUUACAUGGAUCAAAAAUACACCUGCUUCUUAUUGCAUCGAAAACUCCUGAAUGAGACGACGGAAUGGACGCGAGAGCAUCUGUACAGGAUCUCAAGGUCACUGUUGAACACAGUAUUGCAGGUAGUGUCGCUCUCUGAUCAGGUCUCCAACAUGCAGCGAGAUAUAUCCUGGCCCAUGCUCUAUUACGGGUUACCAGGAGCCAGUAUCCUGGCAGUGGACUUACUGAAGCACCUGCACCCUUCAUUCAACACUCCGAACCCCCAUAUCAAUGUGGUUCCUCGAGCCGAGGUCAUACAAAACCUGGCCGUGUUUAUCUCGAACCUUCAAAGGAGCAUCAAUCGAAGAGAAGUGAACUGUGAAACUUGCAGACGGGCACAUGGGAUUCUGUCCCGUAUCCUAGACGAGAUAAUCGACCCAACAAACGGCGAACCAGCAAUCUUAGAUACUGCAGUACAGCAGAUGCCAACCAGCACACCGAUUCCGUUUCCCUCUGGAAUUGAUAAUGACCUCAAUAUUGAAAGCUUCUUCAGCCAGCUUGGAUACUGGGACUUGGCGCUUGAUACUUCGGCCACCGUGCUAUAG
Messenger RNA from Aspergillus niger, 1962 nucleotides. RefSeq lists its product as uncharacterized. Gene Ontology annotation, biological process: DNA-templated transcription. The transcript has 4 exons. Lineage: Eukaryota; Fungi; Ascomycota; Eurotiomycetes; Eurotiales; Aspergillaceae. The record is from RefSeq and is a predicted model, not a curated record. The coding region runs from base 1 to 1962 and encodes 653 amino acids. Gene Ontology annotation, cellular component: nucleus. Gene Ontology annotation, molecular function: zinc ion binding; DNA binding.